AGAAAGGAAAAGAUUAGUACCUGCUUGCAGACCAACAAUGGGGUGGUUACUAGCUGGGGCCAGCUGAACAUCUCUCUAUACCUUGAAGUUAAGCCAGAAAAAAGGUCAGAAACAAUCACUCCAGGGCUUCCCCUCCUGGGAUCUUCUGGGCACCUCCAAGUCUUUGCCUUUUCACAAAGAAAAUGUAUUCCAACAGCUCUCCCAUCUGUAUGAUCUACAAAGACCUGGAGCCAUUUACAUAUUUCUUCUACUUGAUCUUCCUCGUUGGAAUUAUUGGGAGCUGUUUUGCAGUCUGGGCAUUCACCCAGAAAGAUGCAAACCCCAAGUGUGUGAGCAUAUACUUAAUUAACUUGCUCACGGCAGAUUUCUUGCUCACUCUAGCACUGCCAGUGAAAAUUACUGUCGACUUAGGGGUGGCCCCAUGGAAGCUAAAGAUUUUCCACUGCCAAGUGACCGCCUGCCUAAUCUACAUCAACAUGUACUUAUCGAUUAUAUUUUUAGCCUUUGUCAGCAUGGAUCGCUGUCUUCAGUUGACACACAGCUGCAAAAUUUACAGGAUACAGGAGCCUGGCUUUGCUAAAAUGAUAUCCACAGUGGUAUGGCUGAUGGUUCUCCUGAUAAUGGUACCCAACAUGGUGAUUCCCAUCAAUGACAUUCAAGAGAAGCCAAUAGUGGGCUGCAUGGAAUUCAAAAAGGAGUUUGGGAGGAACUGGCAUGUAUUUACUAAUUUCAUAUGCGUGGCAAUAUUCCUAAACUUCUCAGCAAUCAUUUUAAUAUCCAACUGCCUUGUCAUCAGACAGCUCUACCGAAAAAAAGACAGCGAGAACUAUGCAAACGUGAAACGGGCUCUGAUCAACAUAUUGCUGAUAACUGGGAGCUACAUUAUCUGUUUUGUUCCUUACCACAUUGUCAGGAUCCCCUACACUCUCAGCCAGAGCAAUGUCAUAACAGACUGCCCAACCAAGAUCUCACUCUUUAAAGCUAAGGAAGCAACUUUACUGCUAGCAGUAUCAAACCUAUGUUUAGACCCUAUUCUAUACUAUAACCUCUCGAAAGCAUUCCGGUUAAAAGUGACUGAGAUCUUUGCAUCGCACAGGGAGACAAGUGUCCAGCAAGAAACACCAAGGCAUACAAGCGAACUAUAAGGAAACCACAUUUUCGAGUUCUCACAAAUACAAACUGGAAAAUCUAUAUGGGAAGGAGUAAAAAACAUUUGCUUGACAAAACCAGUGGACUAGUGUUAACUUUAGCCAUGUGUCAGUAGCAAUACCAAGUCAAACAAAUGAGGAUCGCUUGGUCUGCAGACACUGCCUGUAAAGAAGGCAAACCAGCUUGUGAUUGCUCAUACGCCUUAACCAAAAUAUUUAUACAAAAACCCAGCAAGUUGUGUGGAAUAACAGGUGCAAAACAAAACAACACCCCUGGCAUCUAAAUGAGGUUUAUGAAACAGGCUCAAUGAAUUAGUUGGAAAUUGAUGGUGUAUGGAACAGUUUUAAGACUCCUGGAAUGACCUUGUCAUUAAAAGUGACCAGAAUAGUCUCAAUAAAAGUGCCUGAGAAAUACUAGUGGAAUAGACCUGGAAGAGAACCAAAGUAACCAGUCCAAAUAGUUCCAGUAUUACCUUCAAACCAUCAGUGGUUGGUUUUUCUCUCUAUUAUUCCAAUGAGAGCAGUUUCAGAAUUUCCCAGACUACGCGCUAAUUUUCAAAAUUUCAUGUAUAUUUCUACAUAACCCUUAAAGAAAAAAAAUUUUGAAGAGGGCCUGGAAAUAUAGUAAUUUGAUUUUUAAUAGUCUUAGUUGAUUAUAUUCUACCCGAAGGCUGCAAAUAAAGUUUGUCCAGCUUUAAUAAUA
Molecule: messenger RNA, 1851 nt
Organism: Phascolarctos cinereus (koala)
Lineage: Eukaryota; Metazoa; Chordata; Mammalia; Diprotodontia; Phascolarctidae
Gene: GPR171
Product: G protein-coupled receptor 171
Biological process (GO): G protein-coupled receptor signaling pathway
Cellular component (GO): membrane
Molecular function (GO): G protein-coupled purinergic nucleotide receptor activity
Source: RefSeq, a predicted model, not a curated record